Molecule: messenger RNA, 1137 nt
Organism: Gregarina niphandrodes
Lineage: Eukaryota; Apicomplexa; Conoidasida; Eugregarinorida; Gregarinidae
Exons: 1
Coding region: 1-1137 (378 amino acids)
Source: RefSeq, a predicted model, not a curated record
AUGAAACUCGGUUUUACGGGCUUGUUCUUGACGGCCUGGGCGAUGGAACAAGACUGUUUGAAGCUUCCAGUACGGUUGUGGCUGCACCACGACGCGACGGGUUCGUACAAGAACCUGAUUGGCGACCCGCAGACGUAUGUGCAGAAGUUACUGGAUGCUUUGAAUGAUAAGUUGGACGAUUUUGAUUUUGGCGGUUCGUUGUUUCGCGACCGAGGAGCACAGGCAAAGGGCGGGUGUUUCAGCCAAGGCGUGACGUUCGGGACCGUCGGAACAUACAGCAGCAAAGUUUCUGCCUUCGCGAGUUUCAUUGAGACGCAAUCCUUCGGUGGCGGUGGCGACGAUCCUGAGGACUCAUUAUCUGCGAUCCCGUUCAUUGGUAGACAACAGUUCAGUGGCCUCGGCGAUGAGGCACUACGAAUCUUCAUGAUUAUCACAGACGAGCGGGGCAAGUACCAUGGACUACCAGAUCGAGAAGGUGAGCUGAGCCCCGAUGAUGAGCUCCCGAGCGCUGUUGAGAACCCGAACCCCGAGGCGAGCGUGUCUUGUGAUCCGAGCACGUGGUACCCGACCCUCGAACAGCUCACCACCGCCAUCACCAAUUAUCGACUCCUCCCAGUCACCCUCGCGGCCGGCGACUCGGCAGACUGGUGGCGGACCUUUUACACCGACCAACUCGGCCUUUCCGAGAUGGACUUCGCCGUCUUCUCCGUAGAUAACAGCGCUGAGUCAAUCGCCCAGGGCGUCAUUGAGAGCGUCAACGCCGUCAGCUGCAACGCUGCCAGCACCUCCACUACCGCGCCCACCUCGGCCAGCAGCGCAACGGGCAACACAGAAGCCGAUAGAGAGACUGACACCGCGCCCACCCCGGCCAGCAGCCCAACCGGCAACACAGAGGCCGAUAGAGAGACUGACACGGCGUCGGGCGAGGAGGACCACAGAAAAAAACACAUCAUCAUCGGCACGUCGGCCGCGGCAGGUGGCAUCGCAGCCUUGGCGGCCGUGGCUGGUAUCCGGCGGUUCUUACAGAGGUCUGCUGCCUCUUCUAUCGAGCCGCGGAACGAGGCGGCUGCACGCGACGGGGUCGAGGGGAAUCGAAGGGAGUCCAUUAUCGCAGUUGACGAAACACAAUACGUAUGA